AUGAAGUCAGUGAGUCGCCGCACCCUGGACCGGAUUUAUUCAGCGUUGCUCCUCGCGGUCGUAUUGCUCUCCUGGGGAUACGUCAUCUAUGCAUCAACUGUAGCUGCACGACGACAGCUAAGGAAGAAAUACCCAAAAUCUUCGGGAUAAAUGAAAAUUUGUAAUUCCUCUGGAUUUGAUUCUAUGCAUAUACAAUUCUUUACCUCAUGCUUAUCUGACACGUGUCUCGAUUUAAAGUAAAAUCUUUAAUAAAAUGCUUCGAAAUUCA
Orcinus orca (killer whale) is the source of this 268-nucleotide messenger RNA. RefSeq names its product small integral membrane protein 27 (gene TZMP1). Lineage: Eukaryota; Metazoa; Chordata; Mammalia; Artiodactyla; Delphinidae. The transcript has 2 exons. The coding region runs from base 1 to 150 and encodes 49 amino acids. The record is from RefSeq and is a predicted model, not a curated record.